This is a messenger RNA of Colletotrichum aenigma, 1062 nucleotides long. RefSeq lists its product as uncharacterized. The record is from RefSeq and is a predicted model, not a curated record. NCBI's taxonomy places the organism in Eukaryota, Fungi, Ascomycota, Sordariomycetes, Glomerellales, Glomerellaceae. Bases 1 to 1062 code for a protein of 353 amino acids. Gene Ontology annotation, biological process: regulation of DNA-templated transcription. The transcript is spliced from 3 exons. Gene Ontology annotation, molecular function: DNA-binding transcription factor activity.
AUGUCGGCCUCCGUUCAGUCGGCCACGUCUCCCUCCUCGGUGGGCUCGUCGACGGUCCAGGAAAGUUCUGGGAUGACACAGCAGGAUAUCGAACUGCAGAAGAAGCGGGCCAGAGACAGGAAAUCUCAGCAAGCCAUGCGUGAUCGCAACAAGUGGACGAUACAGAACUUAAACGACCAAAUCGCCUACUUAGAUUCUGCAAUGGAAGAGAGGAGCCAAGAUGUCGCCGUGCUUCAAACACGAAUUGGGGUUCUCGAGAGUGAGAACGCACAGCUCAAAGCACAGAAUGCUGCACUGCAGCUGAGCCUGUUGGGACGAAAUGAGAACUCUGGGCCCGGCGAUGACUCCUUCAUCUUUGAAAGACGGCUUUCUGAUAGUCCAUGGGAGCUACCCUCCCGGAAUACUGCGCCGGGUUGCAUUGCGGACCAAGUCUUGCAGGGCUUCGUGGAUUCUGUUCGAUCUGACGGCAUUCUCACAUCGACAUCCUCCUAUACCCUCAAGCCCAAGGUUUCCUCACUGGUGCAACAACAAGGAAGAUCAGAAGAUAAUAUCAGCAACGUCGUCGCGGACGUCGUACGGACGUAUCCCGAGAUAGAGACCCUCCCGAAACAAGUAGCCGUAUUCCAGAACAUGGCACUAUUGUUAAAGUGGAUGGUCCUCCUCGACAAGCAAAGUUGGGAUCUGAUGCCAUCCUGGUUAAGGCCAGUGCCUGCACAGCUCACCACAGCUCAUGCCGCAUGGAUUGAUAGAAUUCCUUGGCCUCGAGUUCGGGAGUAUCUCAUCGCGAAUCCCGACAUCACCCUCGACGACUGGGCAGCCACCUACAGCUCGAGCUUUGAUGUAAGCUGGACCUAUGAGCCUUCAUUGGUUCUUAUUACUGUGGCUACGGAUGGCCCCGGGAUGUCUGAAAUAACUAUCAACCCGGUCUACGAAGAACAUCUACGGCAGCUGAAAAACUGGACGGUGGGCAACCUGUUUCGCCAACGAUUUCCCGAAAUCGCAGACCUCAUAGAUCGGGACACCCUGGAAAGCGGAGUCUGUGGUGAAUUCAAUACUUCAUGA